Neltuma alba is the source of this 474-nucleotide messenger RNA. RefSeq lists its product as uncharacterized. The coding region runs from base 1 to 474 and encodes 157 amino acids. The record is from RefSeq and is a predicted model, not a curated record. NCBI's taxonomy places the organism in Eukaryota, Viridiplantae, Streptophyta, Magnoliopsida, Fabales, Fabaceae. The transcript has a single exon.
AUGUCAACUCCAGCAGGAGCCACUGUGUUAACCACACAGGCUUGUUUAAAUCUCAUGCUUAAAUUUGAGAAUCGUGAGUCUGUGAUUGAUUUGAUUUGUCUACCCUUUAAGGGUAUUGACAUGAUUAUUAGUAUGGAUUGGCUAUUAGCAAAUAAUGCCAUUUUGGAUUGUAAAAGGAAGAUGGUAACCCUUCAUUUGUACACUAUGAUAGUUGAGACUGUUAAUGCUCUUUUGUGGUUGUUUGCUACUCAACCAACCAAGUGCAUUCAGAAGGGUUGUAAGGCUUCUGGUAGUAUGGAUAAAGAAGUUGGUAUUGAGCAAAUUGAGGUAGUAAAGGAGUUUCCUGAGGUAUUUCCUGAGGAAGUGUCUAGUUUACCCCCUAAGAGGGAAGUUAAGUUCUCUAUUGAGCUAGUGCCAGGGACAACUCCAAUUUCCAAAGCACCAAACAGAAUUUCACCUUCUGAAUUGAUAUAG